AUGCCCCGCUGCGUCAUCUCCCGGGCCCCCAAGUGCCCUAAGGUUGGGCGAGGCGUCAACACCACCAAGGCUUCCAAUACAGCCAAAGUCCCCAAGGUCAACAAGGUCAACAAGAUCACCAAGGUCUCCAAGAAGGUCUCCAAAGACAAUGGCAAGGGCAAGGGCUGCAAAAGCGCCAGGGCAAAGAAGCUACCAAGUACUACUCGCCCACCGAGGGAACAUGCACGCCAGACAUUCCCCCUGUCCAACGUGCGUGGGUGCCCACACGCAGAACACGACGCAGAGCACUCAGAAGACGCAGAGCACGCAGGACACGCAGGACACGCAGACGCCGCGACUAUCGCGCCAGCGCCUCGCCCGGAUCCGCCUGCAACACCUCCGGGCAGCAGACGGAGCAACAUUGCCAGCAAAAUCAAGCGUCUCCGCAUGGCCCCCGAUCAUCUUUUGCAAUUCCCCCAGGUCAAUCAUCGCUAUCUGAGCGCCCAAGGAAGGAUCCUGUUUGACAAUCGCUACGAAGUGCCCCUCUCCCCUCCCGCAGACUCCCCCAAAAGGCUCCCUAGACACACAAAGGCGGCUCCCAAAGCCACACACGCCGUCGCCCAAGCAGGGAGCGAGGACGCCUUUCACAGCAAACCCAUGAUCAAUCUCCCCGUGCCCGAUCACAUCCAGGCCAUGCUCGUCGACGACUGGGAGAACAUUACAAAAAACAACCAGCUUGUGCCUCUCCCGCACCCGAAGCCCGUCACCCGAAUCCUCGAGGACUACCUCUCAUUUGAGCGGCCCCAUCGGGAAGAGGGAUCUGCCAGCAUGGAUAUUUUGGACGAAGUUGUUGCUGGGUUCCGGGAGUACUUCGAAAAAGCACUCAGCAGAAUCCUAUUGUAUCGCUUUGAGCGCCACCAGUACAUGGACCUUCGUAAACUAUGGGACAAUGUAGAAUCCACCAAGUACAAAAGUGUCUGCGAUGUCUACGGCGCCGAGCACUUAUCCCGCCUACUUGUUUCCCUGCCGGAGCUUCUAGCCCAAACAAACAUGGACCAACAGUCCGUUUCCCGCCUGAGAGAGGAAAUCGGCAAAUUUACAGUUUGGCUAGGCCGGCACUGCGAGACAUACUUUGUGAAUGAGUACGAGACCCCGUCGCAGGAGUACGUAGACAAGGCGAGAAGCUUUUAA
Metarhizium robertsii ARSEF 23 is the source of this 1170-nucleotide messenger RNA. Its product is annotated as histone acetylase complex subunit. The transcript has 4 exons. The coding region runs from base 1 to 1170 and encodes 389 amino acids. Gene Ontology annotation, cellular component: nucleus; NuA4 histone acetyltransferase complex; Rpd3S complex. The record is from RefSeq and is a predicted model, not a curated record. Gene Ontology annotation, biological process: regulation of DNA-templated transcription; chromatin organization. NCBI's taxonomy places the organism in Eukaryota, Fungi, Ascomycota, Sordariomycetes, Hypocreales, Clavicipitaceae.